GCUGACAAGACCGAUUUUGUAACAGGAUGUUUGAAUCGGUCAUAAAUAAGGGCAACGUCAUUGCUUUUUCAAAAACUCGAUAUAAAAUUUCAGUAGAGCUUACGCCUUUGAGAGGUGUAACUGAAAAUAAGGAAAUCACUGAUUAGUGAAAUCACAAAUUGAUAAACAAUGCUGGUUGUGGACUCGCACGAAAGUUCGAUCAGAUGCAAAUAUUUGCCAACUUUAGGGAAGCUGUUCAUUAGAGGCGACAAGAGAUUCAACACAUGAGCGAGAACGGCCGUAGGGGUUGAAUUUUUCAGAUUUCGUCGGGUAAGGGGUUAUAGCUUGUCAUCUUAUUAAAGCAUAUACAAUGCGAGCAAAUCUACGCUCGAGGGCUUUUCACAAACUGUCCAGUGAGAACUUGACCGCAAGUGGAACAGUGGCAUCAUGUUUGUGCCAAUUUGGAGGCAUGCAAACGAAUGAAGCUCCAACAUGCAAUCCCAUAUUUAAAGCUAUCAUCCUCAAUUUACUAGAAGAGCUUUUUGGGAAACUGACUAUAGCACCAAAGAGACCGACCCAAUGAAGGCUGCACACGACUGAUCUAUAGAGACGCAGCGCAAUCGUCUCAUCUAAUUUGUUAACUUAUACUCGGUCAUGACUUUAUAGAGUUGAUUCGAAAACAGCACAAAACUCUGCAAGAGGAAAUGGAGAGAAAUGCAUCUAAGUAUGAGUGUGACCAAAAAGGAUUUUAUUGUCGCCGAUGCUGAAGCCUUAAAAAGGAACAUAAACAAGUUCGCAUCAUAAAAUGAAUUCGAUUGCAUGCAUCUUUCGCUCUUGACACAUCUUAUUUUAUAAUACUGCGACUGUAUCCAAUUAAUUCUUUAGUAGAACCGUGAUCCUCUUUAUACACCUUUCUUGGAUUAUAGAAAUCAACUUGUUUGUUUUUGAAAGAACAAGUAAAUUAGGAACAUUUUAUGAAACGUCGUACACAUUCAAUGCUAUUCCUGAAUGAGCACUUUGUUCUUUCUAUUCUAUGAUUGUUUACGUGUUUCAGUUACUACAAGACUUUUCGCCUCAAUCAGAUAGAAUAAAAGCGUCGUCUUCCUUAGUAAGAUAACUUAAAAUGAAGACUAGCGACAAGAUUGGACUUUGUUAACCCCGCGGUUUUCGGGGAUAUACGAUUUCAUUCUAUCGCUUUCCUUCACUAUGAUAACCCAAGAUGAAGACAGCAGACCUCGGACUUGUUAACCCCGUGGCUUUAGGGAUUUCCCUAAAUACAUAAACACUGUAAAUUCGCCGCUUUAUUAGUAAACUUGGCAAAAACGUUUUUCUUUUCUUCCUUUUUUAUACUAAAAAGAAAUAGGAACGAGUCAUUUGCGAAAACCUGUGGACACAAUUCCUGUCAUUGAAAGGAUUGCCAAUCUCCAUCAGGAUUUUUUGAUAGUUUAUUCUUCUUAUCAAGGUCACUUUUAUACAUUUACCUUUCAAAUUGAAGAGGACUUAAGUGUAUCUAUUGACUUCCCAUACCUAUUAUCUUGGGGAAAGACGUUGGUGACGUCUCCUCUGGUCUGAUCAAUUUGUUGGGUGUUCUAUCUAUUUAUUUUACGAAUUUAUUUUAUACACUUGUUCGGUUGAUUUUGUUUACCUAAUCACUCAUUUGUCUUGGAUUUCUUUAAUAUUUUCUAAUUCUCCCUUCUUCCCUAAUUGCUUUACAUUGCAAAUCUAUAAUUAUAAUUCUUUAAUUUACCCACAAUGACACUUUCGAGAAGCUCAGACUCUAAAAAAUCGGAUCUUGAAAAAAGUAAUGAGAACUCCGUUCUUGUCGAUAAGCUAUCUACCAGUAGUUUUGAGAACCCAGAAAAAAUCGUCGAUGUAGUAAAAGAUCCCUAUGAACAAUAUAACCCGGAAGAGCGGGAAAUUUUGUAUCGUCAGGUUAAUGAUACCAAGGCUAAGGUAGCCGGGUAUAUGCGAAUUAUUACAUGCGGUGAUAAAUGGGACUAUCUACUUCAGCUGGCAGGCAGCAUUACUGCUAUUGGUUCUGGACUUGGUAUGCCUCUGAUGUCUCUCGUCGCUGGUAAAUUAGCCAAAGCCUUUACCGACCUUGCCAGCGGCCGUGGCGCUGAUGCCUUUCAACACGAUGUUAACCAUUUCGUAUUGUAUUUUGUUUAUAUUGCUGUCGGUGUCUUCGGCUGUUCUUAUAUCUAUACAAUUUCGUUUAUUAUAUCGGGUGAACGUAUCUCGCGUCGCAUCCGUCAGCAAUAUCUGCAUGCCGUCCUAAGUCAGAAUAUUGGGUACUUUGAUCGUCUUGGGGCAGGCGAAAUUACCACACGUAUAACUAGUGACACAAACUACAUCCAAGAUGGUUUGGGUGAAAAGGUUGGUUUGGUGCUUUUUGCUGUUGCAACCUUUGUGUCUGGAUUUGUCGUCGCUUUUAUUCGACAUUGGAAGUUCACCCUCAUUAUAAGUUCCAUGCUUUUAGCUAUCCUUGGAGGUAUAGCCGUCGGUGUUAGUUUCGUAACAAAGUAUACGAAAGCCCAAAUUGCCCAACUAUCCAGUUCUAGUACUUUUGUUGAAGAGGUAUUUUCCAACAUUCGUAAUGCGUUUGCAUUUGGUACUCAGGGCUUAUUAGCCGACUCUUAUACUAAGUUUUUGAAUCCUGCCAAGCGCUAUGGCAUUAACAAAGCCAUGGUUAUGGGCUUAAUGAUCGGAUGGAUGUUUUUUGUGGCUUAUGGUGCAUAUGGUCUUGCUUUUUGGGAAGGUGGUCGUCUUUUGCAUGCUGGAGAGUUGACAGUAGACAAGAUGAUCAGUUGCUUCUUUGCUGUCCUCAUUGCAUCGUAUAGUUUGGCAAAUAUCUCUCCAAAAAUGCAAGCUUUUGUCAGUUGCUCGUCAGCGGCCAAAAAGAUCUUUGACACGAUCGACCGGCCAAGCCCAAUUAACGCCUUUUCUCCUGAUGGUGAGAUCGUACAACAGGUCCAUGGGGAAAUUGAAUUAAAAAACAUACGUUUCGUAUACCCUACAAGGCCUGAGGUUAUCGUUUUGGACAACUUUUCUUUGUUGUGCCCAGCCGGUAAAAUUACUGCCCUUGUUGGUGCUAGUGGUAGCGGAAAAUCCACAAUCGUAGGCCUUGUAGAACGAUUCUAUGAUCCCAUUGCAGGACAGGUUAUGUUAGAUGGCAAAGAUCUCCGUGAUUUGAACACUGCAUCUUUGCGCGGUCACAUUUCUCUAGUACAGCAGGAGCCAGUUCUGUUUGGCGCAACCGUGUAUGAAAAUAUUGCUUUUGGAUUGACUGACGAGGUGCAAUCAACACUUACAGAGGAUGAAUUGCAAGAACGCGUUUUCGAUGCUGCCAAAAUUGCAAACGCUUAUGACUUUAUUAUGACUUUACCUGAAAAAUUCGAUACAAAUGUAGGUCAGCGAGGCUUUUUAAUGUCUGGUGGGCAGAAACAGAGAAUUGCAAUUGCAAGGGCUAUUAUUAGUGAUCCUAAAAUCCUACUGUUGGAUGAAGCAACAAGUGCUUUAGACUCAAAAAGUGAAGUUAUUGUUCAAAAGGCUUUAGAUAAUGCUUCUAGAUCUCGCACAACGAUUGUCAUCGCCCAUCGUUUGUCAACAAUCCGCAAUGCUGAUAACAUUGUAGUAGUAAAUAGCGGAAAGAUCAUUGAGCAGGGUACACAUAAUGAAUUAUUGGCCUUAAAUGGAGCUUAUUCUAAAUUAGUGGAAGUGCAGCAACUUACAGAAACGAAUAAUGAUGCUGUCGGUGACAUAGGAGAAGAGGAUAUUAGUGGAUAUGUUGAUAUUACUGCACAGGAUAAAAAUGACGGUUCUUCUACACAGAAUUCUUUUUCUUUUAGUCAUGAAAAGGAAAAGGAUCCAAUCUCGCUUCGUAAUAAUCCACUUGCCAAGUUACCAAUUGAUCCCGUUCCAGAUUUGCCGAAUAAAGAUCUGGACGAUCUAGGUGAUGAAAGCCCGGGUACAAAACUUGAUUCUACAUCGAAACUUGAGAGUAAUGUAACUAACAUUAGCUCCUGGAAAGCAUUGAUUUUUAUUCAUUCUUUUAUUGAAGGUGCUUUAGAAAUUAUCUAUAUGAUAGUUGGUAUCUUAGCGUCCAUGGUUUGUGGUGCUGCAUACCCCGUACAGGCAGUUGUGUAUGCACGGUUCUUAAAUAUCUUCACAAAUUUGGCUUCGCCGGAUUACUUUCAUAAAAUUAAUCUUUUCGGUGUCUAUUGGUUAAUUCUUGCUAUUGCGGAAUUUUUUGGUUAUGCUAUGAGUCAAUAUGCUUUAUCUUAUAUAUUGGAGGCGAUUUUGCAACGUAUUCGUUGGCAUCUCUUCCGCACAAUUCUUCGUCAGGAUGUUGAAUUCUUUGACCGUACUGAGAAUACUGUAGGUGCUUUGACUACUUCGCUUUCAACUUCCAUUCAGAAUUUGGAAGGGUUGACAGGAUCUACUCUUGGAACAUUCGUGCAAAUUCUUACAAACGUAGUUUCCGUAUCAAUUCUUUCACUGGCCACUGGUUGGAAGCUGGCUUUGGUUACAUUAGCCACUUCUCCUGUUAUUAUCCUUGCUGGCUAUUAUAGGGUUGCUGCAUUGGACCAAAUUCAGGAUAAAUUGUCAGAAUCAUACAAACUGUCAGCUGCAUAUGCUUGUGAAUCUACAUCGGCCAUUAGGACAGUUGCCAGUCUCACGAGAGAAUCCAAGGUAUAUGAACAUUAUUGUGCGUCGUUAGUUGAACCCGGUAGAGACACGGCUUUAUCAUCUUUAAAAUCUGGCUUAUUCUUUUCUGCGUCGCAAGCCGUAACAUUUUUGGUUAAUGCGCUGGCUUUUUGGUAUGGUGCUACGUUGAUGAAAAAAGGUGAAUAUAAUCUGGUCCAAUUUUAUACCUGUUUUAUUUCUAUUGUUUUUGGUAUUCAGCAAGCUGGACAAUUUCUGGGAUAUGCGGCUGACGUUUCGAAGGCAAAAUCGAGCGCUGGAUCGAUUAAGUACUUGUGUGAUAGCAGACCAAAGAUUGAUACGUGGUCUGAAGAAGGACGCAAAAUCGAGUCUUUGGAAGACUCCUCCAUUAUAUUUAAUGAUGUAGAGUUCCGGUAUCCCACGAGAAAGCACAUCCAGGUACUUCGCGGUCUUAACUUGACAGUCAAACCUGGUCAAUUUGUUGCCUUUGUUGGUGCUUCCGGAUGUGGUAAGUCAACAACCAUUGGCUUAAUUGAACGCUUUUAUGACUGUGAAAAAGGAUCUGUAAUAGUUGGUGGUGUUGAUAUUCGUGAUUAUAACAUUAAUGACUACCGUAAGCAGAUAGCACUUGUAUCGCAAGAGCCAACUUUAUAUCAGGGAACUAUCCGAGAUAAUAUUGUUCUUGGUGCUUCAAGAGACGUUACGGAUAAAGAGAUUAUUGAUUGUUGUAAGAUGGCAAACAUUCAUGAUUUUAUCAUGGGUUUGCCUAACGGUUAUGAAACUCUUUCAGGACAGAAAGGGUCUUCCUUGUCUGGUGGACAGAAGCAGAGAAUUGCCAUUGCUCGUGCCUUAAUCCGCAAUCCCAAAAUCUUACUGCUAGAUGAGGCAACCAGUGCUUUGGACAGUCAUAGUGAAAAGGUGGUACAAGAAGCUCUGAACAAAGCUUCUGAAGGUCGUACCACAGUAGCCAUCGCUCAUCGCUUAUCUUCCAUUCAGCAUGCUGACUGUAUUUUUGUGUUUGAUGGCGGUGUAAUUGCGGAGGCUGGUACGCAUAAUGAACUUGUAAAGAAACGUGGUCGUUAUUAUGAGCUUGUAGUCGAGCAAGGUCUCGGAAUAGAUGAGUAAACUUUUUAGCAUAAAGAAAUCCCUUUCUUAAUGCUGUUGAUUUUUGUAUAUUUUUAUAUUUUGUGGGCAUGAUGAAUGUUAAGUGCUUAUGAAUAGAUACUAGAUACCGAAUGAGUCCUUUUUAAU
Schizosaccharomyces cryophilus OY26 is the source of this 5895-nucleotide messenger RNA. Its product is annotated as leptomycin efflux transporter Pmd1. Gene Ontology annotation, biological process: transmembrane transport. The coding region runs from base 1732 to 5769 and encodes 1345 amino acids. The transcript is spliced from 2 exons. Lineage: Eukaryota; Fungi; Ascomycota; Schizosaccharomycetes; Schizosaccharomycetales; Schizosaccharomycetaceae. Gene Ontology annotation, molecular function: ATP hydrolysis activity; ATP binding; ABC-type transporter activity. Gene Ontology annotation, cellular component: membrane. The record is from RefSeq and is a predicted model, not a curated record.